ACACACUCACACUCACACUCACACAGCAGCAGCAGCAUCAGAUUAAAGACGAACACAGAUGAAAAUGGGCGUGUCCAGAGUUCUGCUUGGCCUCGCCCACCUGACCAGUCUAUUCGCUGCUGUGGUGAUGAGUCACGAGGGGGCGUGUCUUCGGGAUGGCCGACACAAAGCCACACCCUCUCCAGAGCGCCAUCUGCAGGAGUGUUCGCUCUACACUGAGAACUCGUGUUGCUCUGAAACGGACAUCCAGGAUCUGUCUGUCUCUGUGUCCACGGUGGAAAACACUCACUGGGAUAAAUGUGGUGUCCUCAGUCCUCUCUGUGAAUCCUUCCUGAAGCGCGUGGUCUGCUUUUACCGAUGUUCUCCUGAUGCUGCUCGUUGGCCACACCCACAUCAGGGCUCCUCCCUGAAGGCAGUGCCUCUGUGCCACAGCUUCUGCAGAGACUGGUUCGAGGCCUGUAAGAUGGACAUGACGUGUGCUCGUGACUGGACCACUGACCCACGCGGACAGAACUGCACCGGCGCAUGUGUGCCGUACCAGCAGAUGUAUCAGCAUGGCCGGGAUCUCUGCGAGAGUCUUUGGGGCGACGCGUUCAUGACUGUUGAAGACGACCCCGGUGAGGAGGACGGAGUGGAGGGCUCCAGCUGCGGCUGUCUGACGCUCAGCCCUUCAGAUCGAGAGGUGAUCGCGGCGCUGAGGGUUCAAGAAGGAGACCCUGAGGAGCUGGACACCACUAAAAGUGGUCUGCCGCAGUACAGGGCGCCGUGUCCUCCAGCGCAGCCUCAAACACGCAGCGCCACAGCGCCACCGCAGGCGCGGAGGAGCAGUGUGAGCAACGGACUGCGCAAACGCUCCGUCCUCGCCACUGAUAUGGAGGGAAGUGGAAGCGGAUUUUAGAUUAUUAUCUGUGCUUUAGAUCUGAUGAAUGUUUCUUAACCCUUGUGUAUUGUUCAGAUGUACUACCCUUUCGUUAUGUUCGGGUUUUGCCCCAAUGACUUCCAUUUAUAAUGACGCUUUUUGAUUGCAAUGCCUUGACACCAUACCCAGCAAGCAUUUUUUUGUUUUUAAUAGAUGUCUAAUAGAUGUUUGAACUUAUCUUGGCUAAAACAAAGAUAAUUUGGGGCUGUCAGUGAAAAUAGAUGUCUCAAAAUAAGCCAAAGCUAGACUAGUCCUGAAAUAAACAGAAAUGAUUGACUACACACAUUAAGUCUGUCUAAUCCAAAGGUGUCAAACGUAUGGCCCGCAGAUGAUUCUGUAAAGUAUAAAAAUGAGCUGCAAUUUUUCAAUAAAAGAAACCGCUGUUCCAGUUGUGUCCACUGGAUGGCGCAAUAGCAGACUAUUAAUUUUAUCCGAUCCGGAAGACUGAAUAAGCGUUAGUUUGACAGCCUUCUCAGAGAGAAAGACCACAUCUAUGCCCUGCCACACCACACUAAGGUGAUCUCUUGUGGAAACGUAACAAAGGAGGCGUGGCAACCAACCACACCCCUAAACUCAACCAUCAUUGGUGGAUGAGCAAAUCCUACUAAAUUGUACGAAUGAGAUUGUACGUCGGUCCCCACUAAGUUAGGGACCACAAAUCUUUUUGAGCAAGUAAUGAGCAAAAA
Danio rerio (zebrafish) is the source of this 1605-nucleotide messenger RNA. It is a transcript of the gene rtbdn, whose product is annotated as retbindin. Lineage: Eukaryota; Metazoa; Chordata; Actinopteri; Cypriniformes; Danionidae. The record is from RefSeq and is marked provisional.